CAGUCAAUCUGACUGAAAGCAGAAAUGAAGAAGAAUCAGCUGGACAGAGAAACUUUCUCCUGUUCCAUCUGUCUGGAUCUACUGAAGGAUCCGGUGACUACUUCCUGUGGACACAGCUACUGUGUGAAGUGUAUUAAAACCCACUGGGAUGCAGAGGAUCAGAAGGGAAUCCACAGCUGCCCUCAGUGCAGGGAGACAUUCACACCCAGGCCUGUCCUAAAGAAGAACACCAUGCUAGCAGCUUUAGUGGAGCAGAUGAAGAAGACUGGACUCCAAGCUGCUGCUGCUGACCAUUGCUAUGCUGGACCUGAAGAUGUGGCCUGUGAUUUCUGCACUGGAAGAAAACUGAAAGCCUCUUACUGUGAGAAACACCUUCAGCCUCAUUAUGAUGUGGCUCCUUUAAAGAAACACAAGCUGGUGGAGCCGACAAAGAACCUCCAGGAGAACAUCUGCUCUAAGCAUGAUGAGGUGAUGAAGAUUUUCUGUCGUACAGAUCAGAAGUGUAUUUGUAGUCUGUCUUUAAUAUAUGAACAUAAAGGUCAUGACUCAGUGUCAGCUGCAACAGAAAGGACUGAGAAGCAGAAAGAGCUGGAGGAGAGACGAGGAAACAUACAGCAGAGAAUCCAGGACAGAGAGAAAGAUGUGAAGCUGCUUCAACAGGAGGUGGAGGCCAUCAAUCACUCUGCUGAUAAAACAGUGGAGGACAGUGAGAAAAUCUUCACCCAGCUGAUUCGUCUCCUCCAGAAAAGAAGCUCUGAUGUGAAGCAGCAGAUCAGAUCCCAGCAGGAAACUGAAGUGAGUCGAGUCAAAGAUGUUCAGGAGAAGCUGGAGCAGGAGAUCAGUGAGCUGAAGAGGAAAGACGCUGAGCUGGAGCAGCUCUCACACACAGAGGAUCACAACCAGUUUCUCCUCAACUACCCCUCACUGCCAGCACUCAGGGAGUCGACACACUCAUCCAGCAUCAACAUCCGUCCUCUGAGACACUUUGAGGACGUGACAGCAGCUGUGUCAGAGCUCAGAGACAAACUACAGGACGUCCUGAGAGACUCAUGGACAAACAUCUCACUGAAAAUCACUGAGGUGGAUGUUCUACUGUCAGAACCAGAACCAAAGAGCAGAGCUGGGUUCUUAAAGUAUUCAUGUGAAAUCACACUGGAUCCAAAUACAGUAAACACAGAGCUGGGACUAUCAGAGGGGAACAGGAAGGUGAAGGUGAUGAAUCAACAUCAGUCUUAUUCUAGUCAUCCAGACAGAUUCACUACUUGGCUUCAGGUUUUGAGUAGAGAGAGUAUGACUGGACGAUGUUACUGGGAGGUGGAGUGGAGCGGAGCACGGGUUUAUAUAGCCAUUGCAUACAAGAACAUCAGCAGAGCAGGAAUUGGCUAUGAAUGUGUGUUAGGACAUAAUGACAAAUCUUGGGCUUUAGUGUGUCGACAAAACAGUUUAAUUUUUUAUCACAACAACAUCUGGACCUCCAUCUCAGGUCCAGGUUCCUCCAGAGUAGGAGUGUUCCUGGAUCACACAGCAGGUCUUCUGUCCUUCUACAGAGUCUCUGAAACCAUGACUCUCCUCCACAGAGUCCAGACCACAUUCACUCAGCCGCUGCUGGCUGGAGUUUGGGUUGAGAACAUUGGAGACUCUGCAGAGUUCUGUAAACUAAAAUAGAUUUCCUCUCUUCUCUCUGAUUGUUGAUCAGGUUCUUGGUUUCUGAUGUCUCUGCUCUGCUGUUCUGUUCUU
Molecule: messenger RNA, 1737 nt
Organism: Poecilia reticulata (guppy)
Lineage: Eukaryota; Metazoa; Chordata; Actinopteri; Cyprinodontiformes; Poeciliidae
Product: tripartite motif-containing protein 16-like
Molecular function (GO): protein binding; zinc ion binding
Source: RefSeq, a predicted model, not a curated record